Molecule: messenger RNA, 1749 nt
Organism: Uncinocarpus reesii 1704
Lineage: Eukaryota; Fungi; Ascomycota; Eurotiomycetes; Onygenales; Onygenaceae
Exons: 4
Coding region: 1-1749 (582 amino acids)
Biological process (GO): mRNA processing
Cellular component (GO): nucleus
Molecular function (GO): RNA binding
Source: RefSeq, a predicted model, not a curated record
AUGUCAGGUAUCGAUGUUGAGGCUCUGCUCGAGUCGACUGCUGAGCCUGGACCAAAGCAACAGCCAGAACAACCAGCCAGCCAGACCAACGACUCCGACUCCAAGAAAGACCGUAGUGAUCGUCGCGAUCGUGAUCGAUAUCGAGAUGGCUCGCGCGAUCGUGACAGAGACCGUCGACGCCGCGACCGGAGUCGUGAACGGCGAUCCGAAAGAGAUGCCGAUGGAGACGAGGAGAUGACAAGUCCAAAGAGCGAUCGCGCAAGUGCUAACGGGAGCUAUAGAAGCAGAAAGAGAAGCAGGAGCCGCGAUAGCGACAGACGUCGCUCCCGACGCGAUCGCUAUGGCGAUGAUCAUCGCUCUUCAGGUGGCGAUUUCUACCGAGGUCCUGGUCGUGCUCGCAGCCGAUCUCGGUCUCCCUACGAUGACAGGUAUUAUAGGCCCACCGGUAGACCUCGCCGUGACGAUGACCGUGAUGACGACAAACGUCGUCGCCGCGAAAAGGAGGGACGCAAGCGGUCUCCCAGCCCCAAGCCCCGUAGUAAAACUCCCGAACCACAGCUUACCGAAGAUGAGCGGGAUAAGCGUACAGUUUUUGUCCAGCAACUUGCUGCCCGGCUGAGAACAAAAGAAUUAAUAGCCUUCUUCGAAAAGGCAGGACCAGUUAAAGACGCUCAGAUCGUCAAAGACCGUGUUAGUGGGAGAUCUAAAGGUGUCGGUUACGUCGAGUUCAAGAACGAGGAAUCAGUCCCAGUUGCCAUUCAACUUACUGGCCAGAAACUUCUAGGAAUACCCAUCAUCGCCCAGUUCACCGAAGCCGAGAAGAAUAAGGCUGCCCGUAAUGCUGAGGGACAUGUCAGCGGGAACCAGAAUUCAAUUCCAUUUCACAGACUCUACGUUGGUAAUAUCCAUUUCAGUAUCACUGAGAGCGAUUUGCAGAAUGUUUUCGAGCCCUUUGGCGAACUUGACUUUGUUCAAUUACAAAAAGAUGAAAAUGGACGCAGUCGGGGCUACGGAUUCGUGCAAUUCCGUGACCCAAACCAAGCUCGCGAAGCCCUGGAGAAAAUGAACGGUUUUGACCUCGCUGGUCGGCCGAUUCGAGUUGGUCUUGGCAAUGAUAAAUUUAGUUCCGACUCUGCAACGAAUCUCAUGCGACUGCAAUCCCAGGGCCAGCAGGGCUCUCUUUACGGCCAAGGUGGCCGUGGGACACAAGCAGCUUCCAAUUUCGACCGUGCCGGCGGCCGCGAUAAUGACAAAGGCAUUGGAGGUGCCAGUGCUUUAGAUGAUACAGAUGUUGCUGGUGUGAAUUUCAACAAUUAUAGCAGAGACGCAUUGAUGAGGAAACUUGCGAGAACAGAUGAACCUGCUGCAGAUACCUCCACAGACGAUAAACGCAAGGCCCCAAAAGCUCGCACAGAAGCUAAACCGUUACCAGUCAGUGUCAAUAUGGCGAGUAGAUGUGUGCUCCUCCGAAAUAUGUUUGACCCCACUGAGGAAGAAGGUGACAGCUGGGUUAAGGAGCUGGAGGAUGAUGUUCGCGCUGAGUGCGAAGAAAAAUAUGGUCAUGUUGUUCACAUUGCUUUAGACCCGAACACGCAAGGUGAUAUUUAUCUCAAAUUUGACCGUGUCCAGGGCGGAGAAAACGCCAUAAAAGGCCUGAAUGGCCGAUUUUUCGGCGGACGACAAAUCACUGCGCAACCCGUUGUCGACGCCGUGUACAGCAGCUUAUUCUCCCGCACGAAAGCUAUCUAA